CUGGUCCAACCUGUUUUAACUCUGCAACCUUAAAAAGAACAGAUAACUUUUUAUUCAUAACAUCAGCGGGAGACGCGUGCGAGCUGUUUCCCGGGAGGAGGGGGAGCGGGGCCCAGGGACGCACCGGGGCCCGGGGAAGUGCCCGGCCCGGGAGGAAGAGGAAGCGCGGGAUGAGUUAGUGGGGCUCACGCGGCAGCUUUCCCGCCCGUCGGUGUAGUCGUGGCCGAGUGGUUAAGGCGAUGGACUAGAAAUCCAUUGGGGUCUCCCCGCGCAGGUUCGAAUCCUGCCGACUACGAGCCGCGUUCCUCUUUUCCUCCCCGUGCCGGACGUUUUCUUCCCCCCGCUCGUUUUGCACCGGAGCCGCCGGCGCCUGACAUCCGGCAGGGCGGCCGGUCCAGCCCCGGGAAGGGAGGCGGGACCUCCUCCCGCGGCCAUGGAGCAGCGCGGCCCGGCGCCCGCCGUGCUGGUCACCACCAGGCAAAUUCAGAAUGUGCACACGGGGCUGGAUUUGUCUGUGCCGGAGUACCAGGAAAUCCGUGGGAAGAUGAUGUCUGGCCAUGUGGAGUAUCACAUUGUCGUUGUUACCCGACUGGCUGCCUUCAAAUCAGCAAAGCACAAGCCUGAAGAUGUGGUUCAGUUUAUGGUUUCCAAGAAGUACAGCGAGAUUGAGGAGCUCUACCAGAGACUGACAGCACGGUAUCCACAGGUUUCUCUUCCACUCCUGCCUAGAAAAGUUCUCUUUGUGGGGGAAUCUGACAUCUCUGAACGAAGAGCUAUGUUCAAUGAUAUCAUGAAAUUCAUCUCCAAAGAUGAGGAUCUAGCAACGAGUCCUGAGUUACUGGAAUUUUUAGGAACAAAAUCUUCCAGUGCUGUUGACUUCAAGGGUAAAAACUUGCCUGAUGACAGGGAGAAAGAAGAUGAAGAAAAUGAGGCCUUGGAUUUUUUCAAAGAGGAGAAGACACCUGACUUAAUCUCGCAGCUUUUAUCAGUGGAAGAUGUCAAAAAAUGGGAGAAAAAAGAAGGGGGAGAUGAGGAAGAAGAGGAAAUUUUAGACCCUCUUGGUAUAAUCAGAACUAAAAAAGCAAAGAAGACACCUGCUCCUUCAGCCAAGGAAGAAAAGCCCAAAUUAACCAUUUUUGAAGAGGAGGUGGAUCCAAAUGAAGGACUCUUCGGCCCAGAAAAAGAUUUCUCAUCAAUCAGUCCCAGAGGAAAGAUUAAAGAGAAUCUGAAGUUAUUUGAAGACCCAGACCUCGGUGGGGUGGUGAGACUGGGUGACUCACUCCUGCUGCCAGCUGCCUGUGAGCACAGCAAGUAUGUGCUGAGCAGGGAUCCUGAGGAGGACAUUGAGGAGCUGCUGAGAGUUGAAGAUGAUUUUGAGAAACUCUUAGAGGUUACCUCCAAACCAAAACCUAAGGUCCCACCAAAACCACCUCUGCCUCAGAAGCCAGCAGUUGCCCCCAGGAGCACUAAUUCACCUUCACUGGCAAAGCAAAAGGAAAACAGGAUUCAGACGAUGAAUGAAGUGGACAUUCUCCAAUAUAUCCAGGAAAAUGAAUCUGUCAACAACCAGGAUACCAGUCUUUUUUGAACAGAAGUAUUUUUAAAAUGUGAUGAUGGCUUCUUGGCCCCACCUCCCAGUGAGCUCCAGUGACAGCAGCAAGAACUGACCAGCUGUUUCAGCUGUCACAGUGCUCAUUUGUGCACCAGGAUGCAGAGAGCAGCAAGUUUGAGUAGCAGAACCUCCCUGUGAGGUUUUCAAAACAGUGCAGCUGUGGUCUAAUGUUGCCUUAGAUUUUCAGGGUUUCACAGGGAAUGUGAACAAUGAUGUAGCACUACAGAUUUUCUACUGCUAUUUUAGUAUCAACAUUAUGCGGUUUUGGCCAGUUGAUUGAAAAUGGUGAGGAUGUUGUACACAUGGCAACUGUGAGUAAUGUCCAACAAAUGGUCUGAGGCAUGAUAGGAUGCUGUUCCUGUCAUUUUUGGAUAGUGUUUUUCACCUCAGUGAAAAACAUCAUUUUCCUUUCAUCCAGUGUGUUUUUGUAGCAGCCUUUUCCUCCCUGACUGGUAUUUCAGUAAUUUUUAACAGGAAUUGCUAAAUAUAGUUAACAGUUCCUGUGUCUUUCCCUGGAUCCCUAAAAUCCCAGCUAACCCUGACAAUCUGCUGCCUUAUUGCUGCACAAAUGCCAACUUGUACGAGGACUUUAGGGCUGCAAAGACCAUGCUAUGCAUCUCUGAUUCCCAGGAAGAAAAGCAGAUGGCUGGGGUGACUAAGAACACUCUCCAGACAUAGAUGGAGGUUGCAGUGCCUGGGAGGUUUGGGUGCUGUAGGCCUCCUGUGAACUCCAGAUUCACAAGGGCUAAUUUUUUCCUGCCAAGUCUUCCUGGGUUUUCAGUGUAGCUAGUGGAG
Messenger RNA from Passer montanus (Eurasian tree sparrow), 2407 nucleotides. It is a transcript of the gene HS1BP3, whose product is annotated as HCLS1 binding protein 3. Gene Ontology annotation, molecular function: phosphatidylinositol binding. The record is from RefSeq and is a predicted model, not a curated record. Bases 434 to 1588 code for a protein of 384 amino acids. The transcript has 7 exons. NCBI's taxonomy places the organism in Eukaryota, Metazoa, Chordata, Aves, Passeriformes, Passeridae.